Molecule: messenger RNA, 3812 nt
Organism: Tyto alba (common barn owl)
Lineage: Eukaryota; Metazoa; Chordata; Aves; Strigiformes; Tytonidae
Gene: HINT3
Product: histidine triad nucleotide binding protein 3
Exons: 5
Coding region: 1-522 (173 amino acids)
Molecular function (GO): catalytic activity
Source: RefSeq, a predicted model, not a curated record
AUGGCGGGGGAGGGGGCGGCGGCGGCGGCGGCGGCGGCGGCGACCGAGGGGCGGGAAACCGAGGGGAACGGCGGCGGCGGCGGUGGCUACGAUGGCAAGUGCGUGUUCUGCAGGAUCGCCCGCCGGGAGGAGCCGGGCACGGCGCUGCUCCCCUGCCAGUAUGAAGACCUUGUUUGCUUUAGAGAUAUCAGACCUAGUGCCCCCCACCACUAUUUGGUGGUGCCGGUGGAGCACAUGGGGAACUGCAAAACCCUGAAGACAGAACACAUACCCAUAGUGAAGAGAAUGAUGGAAGUUGGAAAAGCUGUUCUCCAGAAAAAUAAUUUUAGUGACUUGACUAAUGUAAGAAUGGGUUUUCACUGGCCUCCAUUCUGCUCAAUAUCCCACUUGCAUCUUCACGUCCUGGCCCCAGCCAGUCAGCUAGGAUUCUUAUCCAGACUCAUUUACAGAAUCAAUUCCUACUGGUUUAUCACGGCUGAACAACUGAUUGAGCGACUGCAAAAUGAAAAUGCUGCCAGUUGAAAGCACUUUUAGCCUUGUGUUGCUAGCCAGUUUGUCUUUCAACUCUGAUUUAAGGCUGUACAGUUUGAUGUUGCCAAUAAUAUACCAGGAUAAAAAAAGCUUUAGAUCCUUAUGAGGAAAAACACACAGAAUUUGUAGCUGCCAACCUAAUUCUCCUAUUUGAAUACUUGAGUCUGUAUACUUCUCUGACAAUAAGGUGAGGUAUUUUAAUUAUAGUUUAGUUAAAUUAGUGUUUGUAUAUAUAUACAUACAUAACACACACAUGUACAUGUGCAAAGAACUUUUGCUAGUAAAAGGCAAGGAAUAGCAGCAGAACGUAUUGCAACUAAGGCAACAAGUUGCUACUAACAGCAGGUACAUGGUACCAAAGGGAAUAUUUGUUGCAGAAUCAAGCUUUUAUUUCAAAGAUGCAUUGUUCUGGGAUUGCAAGUAACAUUUAAAACACUUAAAUUUCCAUCUGUAUUAAUAUGAUAUGUUACUUAGUAAGUACAUUGCUGAAAGUACACUACUAACUUUCUGGUGUUAAGCCACUUUAGUAUAUUACCUGUCUUACUUGCAUGACAGUGACAUAAUAAAUGUUAAUAUAAUAGGUGCCCAAGAUGUGAUAAUGCUAUAUAACACAGAAUAUAGUUUAAAUAUAUGUCUAAGUGGUUGUAUGUUGGACUUAAUGAUUGUUUCCCUCUUAUGUGCACAAAAUUUUAAAUUGGUUAUUGUAUGUUUACAAAACAAUGUGAAGAGUAUAGAAAGGAAUAGAUUUAAUAUACUGCUCUUCUGCAUGGUAGGAAAAAAAUCCAAGUUUUUAGAUGGUUCUGGUAUUGUUCUCACUGGAAGUCCCUUGGAGAUUACUGAUGUCUUGGCUAAAUUUGAUUUAUAAAUGAAGCCAUAAGUGAAACAAGUCUUUAGUGCAGGGAGUAAGUGGCAGGCUUGCAUAAUAGCAAUCAGAUUUUAAUUUGGAAUAGCAGGAACUCAGCCCAAAAUUGGAACGUGUUGUGUUGCUUAAGGAACCUGCUGAACAUUUGCCUUUGCUGUAGGACUAAUCAGUAACCCUAGCGCUCUGUUUUUCAAUACCAUAUUAAGGCAGGCUAUUUGGAAAUUUAAAACUCCAGAAAACACGGAGUGGAUUUUCUCUGUUCACAGAGCGUAUCUCUUGGUGCCUAACUAAACAAGUGUCCUUGGCUGAUGCAUUUAGAUGCAGCUGAGGUGAUGAUGGUCUGUUGCACCUGCAAUCUUCCCUAAACGCCAUCUCAGUGUUUUCCACUGAUCCAGCACUGUUGCCUUAGCAGUAGGAUGUAUUCUAAUAGUCUUACAGUAAACUGUACACAAUACUUCAGGAAAUUUACACCCUUACAAAGAACAACAUUUUCUGCUCAGAAGAGUUUCCACCUCUCUCUUCUGUAAGACUUUGUUUCUAAUAUCUUGUUAUUCUUAUUAGUGGGCACUCACACGUGGUUUGCAGCUCUUUAUGGUUUUAACUUGUACUAUUAGGUAGGAAGAGUGUGAAUUAAAGCCACUGAACUUUGACUACUUGUGUGCAGUGGAGGUUUCACAAAACUGGGAGCCAGCUCAAAUAUCGGAAUAUUAAGAUCUUUCAAGAGUUAAUACUCAGUAAGCAUUCUGAUUUGUAAUUAAUUUAUGUAACUGUACUUAACUGUGACAUCUAAUAUUUAAAUUACCACCAUGAAAUAUUGUCGAAGUGCAUUAAUAAAUAGAAUAAACGCAAAUCUUUGAAUCGUCUUCCAGUGCAAUGGAAUAGCUGGAUGUGGGGGUUGACCCUGGAUAGCCCUUUGCUCACUCUUCACCCCUGACCCCAGUGGGAUGGGAGAGCGAAUAGGAAGCACAAAAGUGAGAAAUCUCCUGGGUCAAGAUACAGACAGUUUAAUAAAUGAAGAGGAAAUAAAAAAACAAGGUAUGUGAUGCAAAGGUAAUCAAUUACUCAUGACCUCCCACAAGCAGGCCAGUAUCACUGGCUGCUCCCACCCUCUAUAAAGAAAACCCACCCCUCCUCAGCUUUUAUUGCUGAGCAUGACAUACAGCGUGGGAUAUCUCUGCUGCUGGUCAGUUGGUGCUGGGUGUGCAGGUUGUGGCCCCCUCCCAGCUUUUUGCCCACUGGAGGGGCACAGCAGGAAAAAGAGACAUCCUUGGCGCUGUACAGGCACUGCUCAGCAGUCGGCAGAACACGGGUGUGUUAUCAGCACUGUCAGCCACAAACACAAAACACGCCACCUUACGGGCUGCUCUGGAGAAAAUUAUCUCCAUCCCAGCCAGUCCCGGUAAGUUGUCAAAUGCACACAGAAGCACAAGGGUCAGCUUUUACACCUUGCACUUGAGAAGGGUCCUGUGAAUGACAGUGAGAGUGGAAAAGUAAAAAUCAGGAUAUAAUCUAGCUUCCAAACCUGCCGAUGAGCAAGAUGGGGAAUUCAACUUGCCUCUUGACAGCAACAGAGAGGCCUCAAACCAGCUCAAGCAAGGAAGCAUUUGGCAGAGCCACGUUAAUUACUGAGAUGAAUGUUCAGUACCUCAUUAGUGUUUUUCAGCAUAGAACUGUGUUCCAUUUUCCUUCUGUAUUGACAAGCAUUCCUGGACUCGGCAGAUAAUUUUUUUAAUUAGGCUGCGAAAUACUUUCUGAAAAGCCUAUCCUAAUCCUUUGAAUAUGUCUCAGAAUUACUGGCUAGCCCCUGGAAGAGGCAGUGGGCAGACCCCAUUAACUAUGUCACCCUCUUCUACAGCAGCUUUAUAGCAUCACUUUAAAUCUUCCAAAGUCAUCCGUAGAGCUUUCCAGUGAGCAAAGACCAAUAGAAUACUCUUGGAGGGUGAACUCAACAGCUCUUACUCUCCAAGAGCCUGGAGAAGCAAAGGAAAGUUGCUUAGCCACUGCCUCUGGCUCUGUCGUUCUUUGAUCCAGUAUUAGCAGUCCUGAGAAAAGCUGCUUUUUUGAAUGCAUGUUUAGGAAUGACAAAGCUUUAUUUGUACUCUUUUGCUCAAUUGUUUCACAUAAACUCCCAACCUAAUGUGAACCCAGAGAAUAAUGCGUUUAUGCUGCAGUACUAACUGUCUCCUCUGAAAGGAUGGAACAGAUACACGUACAAUGCUGUUAAAUGUACAAUUUAAAAAUUUUGUGUUUUGACUAAGGACAGCAUUUUCUAUGUGAUUAAACUGGCAAGAGCGCCUCAAGCUAUUCUGAAGUCUUCUUAACUGUGAGUUGCAAAUAAAAGCACAAAAAUAGGAGCAAACCAGUGAAAAUUGUAUUUGAAAUUUGACAAACUUGGAAACAAUAAAAUGCUGCAUAAAAA